Messenger RNA from Asterias rubens (European starfish), 792 nucleotides. Its product is annotated as paired box protein Pax-3-like. Bases 1 to 792 code for a protein of 263 amino acids. Gene Ontology annotation, biological process: regulation of DNA-templated transcription. Gene Ontology annotation, molecular function: DNA-binding transcription factor activity, RNA polymerase II-specific; DNA binding. Lineage: Eukaryota; Metazoa; Echinodermata; Asteroidea; Forcipulatida; Asteriidae. The record is from RefSeq and is a predicted model, not a curated record. The transcript is spliced from 3 exons.
AUGUCUUGUUCCAUGUCACUUGAAGGAGGUCGUAGACAAAGUGAAUCCAGUGAGUCUACUCAUAGCUGCCACUCCAUCAACGAUAUUCUGGGACUCGUCAAAUCAAUUCCAGCAGCUUCGCCAGCCGAGUUUCACCGAUCGGAGCGGCCUGCCGCCCCCGAAGCCGAAGCCAUGGCGAUGACCACACCGGCCGUGGGUGCCAAGCGCAGUCGUAAACGCCGUGCACGGACGAACUACACCACGGAGCAGCUCGACGGUCUAGAGAAGCUGUUUACGGUCAACCGCUACCCUGGCAUCGAUGAGAGAGACACAUUGUCAGAUGAUAUCAAACUCAGUGAAGCACGUAUUCAGGUGUGGUUUCAGAACCGUCGUGCGAGGCGGCGUCGUGGAUGUAUUCCCGACGUUGACAGUACCUCAUCACCCAAGUCCUCCUCGCCUCAAACAACCCCACGACGACCCAACACCAAACCAGCUACUUCAUCACGUCCAGUCAGUUCCCCAGACUCCUUGCCGUCUACUUCUGAUGUUUCCCCUUCAUCAUCGCCUCCACAGUACCUCAAAGUCUGCACUCAAUCAUGCUGUGUCAAACCUCACUACAGCUCACCUCAUCAGAUGCAGUCUGGUACCCAGUACCUACCACAAUCUUCCUACAGCUACUACCCAUGGGCAGCCUACCAGGCAGCUGGUUACCCUCUGUUCUAUCACUACCCAGGAGCCAGUCCAUAUUUCUACGACCCUACUUUGCCUGUGUCUUCAGCUGGUGAGGCAGGACUCAGCUCCUCAAGUUGUUGA